Chrysochloris asiatica (Cape golden mole) is the source of this 1215-nucleotide messenger RNA. RefSeq lists its product as uncharacterized. NCBI's taxonomy places the organism in Eukaryota, Metazoa, Chordata, Mammalia, Afrosoricida, Chrysochloridae. Gene Ontology annotation, cellular component: nucleosome. Bases 1 to 1215 code for a protein of 404 amino acids. Gene Ontology annotation, molecular function: DNA binding; structural constituent of chromatin; protein heterodimerization activity. The record is from RefSeq and is a predicted model, not a curated record. The transcript has 7 exons. Gene Ontology annotation, biological process: nucleosome assembly.
AUGUCUGGACGUGGUAAAGGCGGAAAGGGACUCGGCAAGGGAGGCGCUAAGCGCCACCGCAAAGUGCUUCGUGAUAACAUCCAGGGAAUUACCAAGCCUGCUAUUCGGCGCUUGGCUCGUCGUGGUGGCGUUAAGCGUAUCUCCGGCCUCAUCUACGAGGAGACCCGCGGGGUCCUCAAAGUGUUUCUGGAGAAUGUGAUCCGCGACGCCGUAACCUACACCGAGCACGCCAAGCGUAAGACUGUGACUGCUAUGGAUGUGGUUUACGCGCUGAAACGCCAGGGGCGCACCCUCUACGGCUUCGGAGGUCGAUGGCAGAUUUACGUGCUGCUGGGUGCCAUCUGCUCUCAGGAAAGUUAUUUGGCGCCGGAUUCCGGCGCACAAAAUGGCGGGGAGGGCGAGGAACAAAGAAAGCCCGCGUCCUGGUGCCAGCAGGAAAGGCCCGAGACAGACGAGUUUGAGCGAAGGUUGCUGCCGGGCAGGGGGCGGGUGCACUGCCGUUCGGACUGUCUCACUGUCAAGCCUCUGAGCAUUUACUUAGCAAGUGGUAGGAGCAGGAUGGCUCGUACCAAGCAGACCGCUCGUAAGUCCACUGGCGGCAAGGCGCCGCGAAAACAGCUAGCCACUAAAGCCGCUCGCAAGAGCGCACCGGCUACUGGUGGCGUAAAGAAGCCUCAUCGCUACCGGCCAGGUACUGUGGCACUGCGCGAGAUCCGGCGUUACCAGAAGUCCACUGAGCUGCUCAUCCGCAAAUUGCCGUUCCAGCGUUUGGUGCGCGAAAUCGCGCAGGAUUUCAAGACCGACCUUCGUUUCCAGAGCUCUGCUGUGAUGGCCCUGCAGGAAGCGUGCGAGGCCUACCUGGUGGGGCUUUUCGAAGACACCAACUUUGCCUUAAAAAUCAUUAUGUCGGGACGUGGUAAGGGUGGGAAAGGUCUUGGUAAAGGAGGAGCAAAGCGGCACCGAAAGGUUCUGCGUGACAAUAUCCAGGGUAUCACUAAACCUGCCAUCCGGCGUUUGGCUCGGCGUGGUGGGGUCAAGCGUAUUUCAGGUCUCAUCUACGAGGAGACUCGCGGGGUGCUCAAGGUAUUUCUGGAGAAUGUGAUCCGCGACGCUGUCACCUACACUGAGCACGCCAAGCGCAAGACUGUCACUGCUAUGGACGUGGUCUAUGCACUUAAACGCCAGGGUCGCACGCUUUAUGGCUUUGGUGGUUAG